AUGCGCGUGCAGGCAAGCCCCUUUGUAACCCGCAAGCACCAUAUUCCGGAUCCCCGCGACGAUGGUAAGGGCUAUUGCUGGGUCAGUGUUAUACUUCUACCGGAAGCGAAGAAUGGCACCCAUAGUGACGAAGCGAUUAUGUUAUUCGUAAUUCAGAAGUGCAAAUACGGCCAAACCGCCAUGACCCAUCAGCCACUGCAUGGGCUGGGUGACCACUGUAUCUCGUUGCCAGUCAAGUGGAAUACACCUAGGCAAGAUCUACGUACAGUGCGGGAUCAGGCUGCGGCUCUCGCAACAUGGUGGCUUGCUCAAGUUCGUGAAAAUAGGGUUACUAUUGACCAGAAGAUGGUCUUCGACGACCGCACCACGGAAGGAUUCAAAAGCAUGUUGGAUAUGGUCCCUCCUGAAUGGGAGAAACCUGGGUAUUCUGAUUAA
Molecule: messenger RNA, 435 nt
Organism: Penicillium mononematosum
Lineage: Eukaryota; Fungi; Ascomycota; Eurotiomycetes; Eurotiales; Aspergillaceae
Exons: 1
Coding region: 1-435 (144 amino acids)
Source: RefSeq, a predicted model, not a curated record